This is a messenger RNA of Drosophila teissieri, 1065 nucleotides long. RefSeq names its product kelch-like protein 40b. The transcript is spliced from 3 exons. Gene Ontology annotation, molecular function: protein binding. NCBI's taxonomy places the organism in Eukaryota, Metazoa, Arthropoda, Insecta, Diptera, Drosophilidae. The record is from RefSeq and is a predicted model, not a curated record. The coding region runs from base 82 to 1041 and encodes 319 amino acids.
CUGUAACUAUCGAUAAGAUAGGGUACUCGAUAUACCGACACCGCCAACGAUCGAGAAAGCGCUGCUCAAAUAGAAUCUAAAAUGGAUAAGUGGCUACAACCAGAGUUUGCCAAACUCUUGGAGAACAAGAAAUUCACCGAUUGUCAUAUUGAGGUGGAGAAGGAAUCCUUUGAAUGCCACAAAGUUAUUUUGGCCAGUGCAUCGGAGUUCUUCGAGCGCAUGUUCCUCAGUGAUUUCAAGGAGUCCCAAUCGGGAAAAUUUGUCCUAACUGAUGUCCAGCCAGGAACAUUUGCCCAUUUCCUCCAUUAUGUGUACACCUACGAUGCAAAAGCUCUUGAAAAGCACACCUGCUCGAUGGUAAUGGAGCUCCUCAAAUGCGGCUCCACCUGGCUCGUGGAGUCUCUCGUCUCCGACUGCGUGCAGAUCAUGAAGAUGAAAAUGCGCGUACUGGAUAUCACCGAUCUUGUCGAAGUUUUCCAGAACGCUCACGACAUAGUACAUGAGGAGCUCAUCAAUGAUUGCGUUUACAACAUAAGGAACCGCUUUUCCCAAAAAAUGAAUUGCUACGAAAUACUGUUCCUAACUUCAGAUGUCUUCGAGCAGUACCUCAUUAUCACCGAGGGGUAUUUGCCUCAGAUCGAGAGGUUCAAAAUGAUCCAGACUUACCUAACCGUGAAUGGGUUAAUAGGCAAUGGGGUGGUCAAUGGUGUUGUUGGUCAAGUGGAACUUCCGGAAACUACCAAUAAAGACGGCGGACAAAUAGAGAAGAAAGAAGAUGAAUCUAAUGAUGAAGAUGACUCUGAUUCUAAUGGUAAACCCCUAACUUGCAUUGAGAUUCUUAAUACAAACGAGAGGGAAACUCAUGAAGUGGCCAUCCCAGAAGAGCCAAAGGACAAAAUCAUACACCAAGAAUAUGUAAAAACUCUAGUGGGCCAUAUAAACUUCGGUAACAUGUCGAACAAAGAUUUUUACAGUGUAGUUGGCAAGUCUGCUUUGUUGAACGACAAGGAAAAAUACGAAUAUCUCUACCUAACCAAAUAAACCAAUAUACAAAUGUAUUUAAAA